This is a messenger RNA of Branchiostoma belcheri (Belcher's lancelet), 1615 nucleotides long. Its product is annotated as transmembrane protein 145-like. The transcript is spliced from 6 exons. Gene Ontology annotation, biological process: G protein-coupled receptor signaling pathway; response to pheromone. The coding region runs from base 89 to 1510 and encodes 473 amino acids. NCBI's taxonomy places the organism in Eukaryota, Metazoa, Chordata, Leptocardii, Amphioxiformes, Branchiostomatidae. The record is from RefSeq and is a predicted model, not a curated record.
AACACCUGUCACGGGACAAAGUUCACUCAAUGUUGCGGUGCCUUCUUUAUUUUCCUCUUUCCUUUCUAUAACGUUAUCUGUAGUCAGUAUGCUUCCUCUCUGCUUACGAAUCAGUGCGUUAGUGUGUUUCUUGCUUCUUCUGUCUUUACCUUUUCUUGGAGAGGGCGCCCGUGUGCGCGGGUUUUGGGACGUUUCAAGGUAUCAACCUGUUGCAAUGUUUGCCUUUCAUUCCAACGCCCAGUCAGUAGGCUAUGUCUACGGCAACAUCACGACAACAACUUCGCAAGUUUCCCCGUCUUCCGACGCUACGUUGGUCCUUCUAGACGACGACACCUGGAGCGAGCAUUUCCACUCGUUUCAGGAUGAGAAUAAUAACGGAUUUCCGUGUUCCGUUAUGCAAAUAGUUUUUCAGAAUUGUGAGGAACCCCAGUGCCUUGUAGAUGGAGCUAUGGCACAACCUAUACCUUGUACAGUGGGACAGUCUUGUGAGGAGGACACAGCCUAUCACAAUUCACUACCUGGAGCACAGUUUGUUCUUCCAGUAUACAGCAUAGAUGUUCCAAGGCUAUGGCAUCUCUCCUUUGUACCAUGCCGCUGUAACCAAUCACAGACCUCCAACUGCACCUGGGUCAAUUCAACCAAUGAGAAUGGAGAAUUAAGCUAUGACAUCUGGUUGGUCAAUGGGAACCCAAAUUCAACCCAGACAGACUUCCUAUACUACCAACUUUCCUACGAGUCUCAAUAUGUCAGCAUCAUCCUUCUUACCUACAUGACCUUGUACCUGAUCUUUCUAUCAGUUCUUUUAUGUGGACACCGGAGGCACUCUCACACCAUAAUAAGAGUCUUUGUAGCCAGCAUUUUGCUGGAAUGGUUCGGCAUAUCCUUACAAUUUCUCCACCUGGCCAUCUACACUUUUGAUGGAGCAGGGGUUCUGCCAGUGAAGCACUUUGGUGAGGUAGUUGACACUGUGAGUCAGUGCAUGUUCAUGGCUUUGCUGUUGUUACUGGGGAGAGGAUGGACGGUUACUAAAGUUCAUGUGGAACACAAGACUUUCCUGGUGGUCAUCGUCACAUACUCAUUGGUGGAUGUUGGACUUACUACGUCACGGCUGAUUACAACAGACCCAGUCACCACAAUAGACGCCAGCCUGCCCUGGCAGACCCUGGUAGUACUGGGCCUCAGACUCUUCAUCUUACUGUGGUUCCUGUAUGAGCUACACCUCAGCUAUCUACAGGAGGCCAAGCCAUCCCGUCAGCAGUUUUACAUGGUGCUGGGCAGUGUGUACAGUCUGUGGUUCCUGUAUCUACCCGUGGCAGCAGUCGUGGUUUCACAGGUCGUGCCUCCACUGUGGCAGUAUAGAACCUUCACAGGAAUCACAGUGACAGCUGACUUCCUGUCCUAUGCUGUCCUGGCCUACCUCCUGUGGCCAUCUCGGGGUGUGGCCAGCUUCAGGUACAGCAGGAUACCCAUGGACGAUGAUCUGAGCCUUCUAGACUACGACUCCAUCUAGUGAUUUAAAUCUGCACUGCAGUGCCAACCUGAAGAGUUCCAGGAAGACAUUAUACAUGUACUUUAUAAUAUAGGCCACAAUAAUUUAAUUUGUUGUUUCUCAGAU